AUGUGUUGCAAUUAUUACGGGAACUACUACGGGGGCUGUGGAUACGGCUCUGGCUAUGGCUGUGGAUAUGGCUCUGGCUAUGGCUCUGGCUAUGGCUGUGGAUAUGGCUCUGGCUAUGGCUGUGGAUAUGGCUCUGGCUAUGGCUGUGGAUAUGGCUCUGGCUGUGGCUCUGGCUAUGGCUGUGGAUAUGGCUCUGGCUGUGGCUAUGGAUAUGGUUCCAGAUAUGGCUGUGGCUAUGGUUGUGGAUAUGGGUCUGGCUACGGCUGUGGCUGUUGUACCUGCCGACCAUUUUGCUACAGAAGAUGCUAUUCCUCAUGCUGCUAG
Molecule: messenger RNA, 324 nt
Organism: Rhinolophus ferrumequinum (greater horseshoe bat)
Lineage: Eukaryota; Metazoa; Chordata; Mammalia; Chiroptera; Rhinolophidae
Product: keratin-associated protein 21-1-like
Exons: 1
Coding region: 1-324 (107 amino acids)
Source: RefSeq, a predicted model, not a curated record